Messenger RNA from Aspergillus melleus, 784 nucleotides. It is a transcript of the gene RPL32, whose product is annotated as 60S ribosomal protein eL32. Gene Ontology annotation, cellular component: ribosome; cytosolic large ribosomal subunit. The record is from RefSeq and is a predicted model, not a curated record. Gene Ontology annotation, molecular function: structural constituent of ribosome. The coding region runs from base 107 to 502 and encodes 131 amino acids. Gene Ontology annotation, biological process: translation. Lineage: Eukaryota; Fungi; Ascomycota; Eurotiomycetes; Eurotiales; Aspergillaceae. The transcript is spliced from 5 exons.
GGCACUAGCGCCGACUCGGCCAAACCUCAGCGAACAGUUUUGAGAUCGAAUUCGAACCGUCACGACAACUCUGAGCGCCAGUCACGGACCCUACGACACCGACAAGAUGGUCCUCGCAAAGAAGCAUGUCCCCAUCGUCAAGAAGCGCACCAAGCGCUUCUGGCGCCACCAGUCCGACCGCUUCAUGCGUGUCGGUGAGUCGUGGCGCAAGCCCAAGGGUAUCGACAACCGCGUCCGUAGACGUUUCAAGAGCAACAUCCCCAUGCCCUCGAUCGGAUACGGCAGCAACAAGAAGACCCGCCACAUGAUGCCCUCGGGUCACAAGGCCUUCCUCGUCCAGAACCCCAAGGACGUUGAGCUGCUGCUCAUGCACAACCGCACCUACGCUGCUGAGAUCGGCCACGCCGUCUCUUCCCGCAAGCGUGUCGACAUCAUCCAGAAGGCCAAGGAGCUCGGCGUCAAGGUCACCAACCCUCGUGGCCGUGUCACCACCGAGGCUUAAAUGAAUUAAUUUUUAUUACUGGAAAACCUUUUCAAUCAUCAAGAAUUCCAAAAAAUAACCAGUUUCAUAUAUCCUUGGGCGGAACGGACAUCUUAAAACUAACACGAUGGGGAUCUCUGUUCUUAAACGUGGUGUCGUGUGUCGAUCGACCUUUGCGGUUUCUACUUGUAUGGUCGUGAAUUGAAUCAAAUUCUCGUGGCGAUGAAGUGCAAAAAAAGAAUUGCGGGUCAAGGUUUAAAACGUAACGAAACGAAUUUCAGAUUAUGUGCAUGUGCAUGAGCU